This is a messenger RNA of Dipodomys spectabilis (banner-tailed kangaroo rat), 2764 nucleotides long. RefSeq names its product cadherin 1 (gene Cdh1). The coding region runs from base 74 to 2722 and encodes 882 amino acids. Gene Ontology annotation, cellular component: catenin complex; plasma membrane; adherens junction. The transcript is spliced from 16 exons. Gene Ontology annotation, molecular function: cadherin binding; calcium ion binding. The record is from RefSeq and is a predicted model, not a curated record. Lineage: Eukaryota; Metazoa; Chordata; Mammalia; Rodentia; Heteromyidae. Gene Ontology annotation, biological process: calcium-dependent cell-cell adhesion; multicellular organism development; cell morphogenesis.
CUGCAGCCAGUCCGGACCUCACCGGACCUCACCGGACCUCCGCCGGCGCUCGGCACCCGCCCGCCCGCCCGCCAUGGGCGCUCCGUGCCGCCGCCUCUUUGCGCUCCUGCUUCUGCUGCUGCAGGUCUCUGCGAGUCUCUGCCAGGAGCCCGGGCCCUGCUACCCUGGCUUUGGUGCCGAGAGCUACACGUUCCUGGUUCCCCGCUGGCAUCUGGAGAGAGGCCACGUCCUGGGCAGAGUGAGUUUUGAAGGCUGCACCGGCCGGCCAAGGACAGUCUACUUUUCUGAUGACUCCCGAUUCAAAGUGGCCACAGAUGGUGUGGUCUCCGUCAAAAGACCUCUACAGCUGCAUAAAGUAGAGACCAGUUUUUUGGUCCACACCUGGGACUCCACCUACAAGAAGUUCUCCGUCAAGGUGACACUGAAGGCAGUGGGACGCCACCACCACCACCACCACCGUGACCUUGCUCCUGAAAACAAGACACAAGUGCUCACAUUUCCCAGCUCCCACCAUGGUCUCAGAAGACAGAAGAGGGACUGGGUUAUCCCCCCCAUCAGCUGUCCAGAAAAUGAAAAAGGGCCAUUUCCUAAAGACCUGGUUCAGAUCAAAUCCAACAGGGACAAAGAAACAAAGGUUUUCUAUAGCAUCACUGGCCAAGGUGCCGACAAACCCCCUGUGGGCGUGUUUAUUAUUGAAAGAGAAACAGGAUGGCUGAAGGUGACCGAGCCACUGGAUAGAGAAGACAUCGCCAAGUAUAUCCUCUAUUCUCAUGCCGUGUCAUCCAAUGGGAAUGCAGUGGAAGACCCAAUGGAGAUCGUGAUCACAGUGACAGAUCAGAAUGACAACAAGCCCGAGUUCACCCAGGCAAUCUUUGAGGGCUCAGUCAUGGAAGGAGCUCUUCCAGGCACCUCUGUGAUGCAGGUCUCCGCCACGGACGCAGAUGACGAUGUAAACACCUACAAUGCUGCCAUUGGUUACUCCAUCCUCAGCCAAGAGCCGGAGGAGCCCGACAGGAAUAUGUUCACCAUCAAUAAGGAAACAGGGGUCAUCAGUGUGUUCACCACAGGGCUGGACCGAGAGAGCUACCCCACGUACACGCUGGUGGUUCAAGCUGCUGACCUUAAUGGUGAAGGCUUAAGUACGACUGCCAAAGCUGUGAUCAACGUCAUGGACAUCAAUGACAACGCUCCCAUCUUUAACCCCACCACGUACGAGGGUCAGGUGUAUGAGAAUGAAGUUAAUGCUGUCAUCACCACACUGAAAGUGACAGAUGCCGACACCCCCCACACCCCAGCGUGGCAGGCCGUAUACACCAUAUUAAAUGAUCAGGAGCAACAAUUCGUCAUCGUUACAGACCCCCAAACCAACGAUGGCAUUUUGAAGACAGCAAAGGGCUUGGAUUUUGAGACCAAGCAGCAGUACAUUCUACAAGUUACUGUGCAGAACGUGGAUGCCUUUGCCGUGAGUCUCCUCACCUCCACGGCCACCAUCACUGUGGACGUGAUAGACGUGAACGAAGCCCCCAUCUUUGUGCCCCCCGAAAAGAAAGUAGAAGUGCCUGAAGAUUUUGGUGUGGGUCUGGAGAUAACAUCCUAUACUGCCCGGGAGCCAGACGUCUUUAUGAAACAGACAAUUACGUACCGAAUUUGGAGGGACACUGCCAACUGGCUGAAGAUUGAUCCAGAAACUGGUGCCAUAUUCACUCUGGCUGAGAUGGACAGAGAGGACCUGGAGCACGUGAAGAACAGCACAUACACGGCCCUCAUCAUCGCCACUGACAAUGGUUCUCCAGUCGCCACCGGAACGGGAACCCUUCUCCUGGUCCUCUCCGACGUGAAUGACAACGCCCCCAUUCCUGAACCUCGGAAUUUACACUUCUGCCAGAGGAAUCCUCAACCCCAAGUCAUCAACAUCAUUGAUCCAGACCUUCCCCCCAAUACUUCUCCCUUCACGGCUGAGCUGACCCAUGGGGCCAGUGUGAACUGGACCAUCGAAUACAACGAUCCAGCCCAAGAGUCUCUCAUUUUGAAACCAAAGAAGCAUCUCGAGUUGGGUGACUACAAAAUCAAUCUGAAGCUCAUGGAUAACCAGAACAAAGACCAGGUGACCACGUUGGAUGUCAUCGUGUGUGACUGCGAAGGGGCCGUGAACAACUGCAUGAGAGCCAAUUAUGUGGAAGCAGGACUGCAAGUGUCCGCCAUUCUGGGCAUCCUGGGAGGAAUCCUUGCUGUUCUGCUCCUGACCCUGCUGCUCCUGCUGUUUGUGAGGAGGAAAAGGGCCGUCAAAGAGCCCUUAUUGCCCCCAGAAGAUGACACCCGGGACAACGUUUAUUACUAUGAUGAAGAAGGAGGUGGUGAAGAGGACCAGGACUUUGACCUGAGCCAGCUGCACAGGGGCCUGGAUGCUCGGCCGGAAGUGACUCGCAAUGACGUGGCGCCAACCCUCAUGAGUGUGCCCCAGUAUCGCCCCCGCCCUGCCAAUCCUGAUGAAAUUGGCAAUUUUAUUGAUGAGAACCUGAAGGCGGCCGACAGUGACCCCACAGCCCCCCCUUACGACUCCCUGCUGGUGUUCGACUACGAAGGCAGCGGCUCUGAGGCGGCCAGUCUCAGCUCCCUGAACUCCUCCGAGUCCGACCAGGACCAGGACUACGACUACCUGAACGAGUGGGGCAACCGCUUCAAGAAGCUGGCCGACAUGUACGGAGGUGGAGAGGACAACUAGGGGACCCCGGAGUCACGUUCCUGUGCCCCAACCCCAGCCCUG